This is a messenger RNA of Ostrinia furnacalis (Asian corn borer), 8008 nucleotides long. It is a transcript of the gene kst, whose product is annotated as spectrin beta chain, non-erythrocytic 5 kst. Lineage: Eukaryota; Metazoa; Arthropoda; Insecta; Lepidoptera; Crambidae. The record is from RefSeq and is a predicted model, not a curated record. The transcript has 52 exons. The annotation marks the transcript as partial. Gene Ontology annotation, molecular function: protein binding; phospholipid binding.
GAGCGUGGAAGACGCCAAGGCUCGGCUCGUGGACUUGGAGCGAGCGCUCAAGAGCGAGGAAGUCGGCACCGACCUGAGGAGCUGUAAGAGGCUCAUGACUCAGCACCAGGCUGUAGAACAAGAGCUGACCCAAUGGGAACAAAAGGCCUCGUCGCUUUCAGCUCAAGGCGAGGACCUCGUAUCGGACGGCCACUUCGACGCCGCCGCUAUCCAGCGGGAAUCCGCUGCGUUGACGCGCGCCCUUCAAGCAUUACAUGCCCCAGCUGCUGAUAGAAGACGCGCCCUCAGCACUAGUCUACAGCUCCACAAAUUCGCUGCGGAAGUAGCCGGCGAGCUGGACUGGCUGAACGAGCGUAAAGCAGCGGCAUCGUCCGAAGCGCUCCCUGGUGACCUCCACGCGGCCCAGACCGCUCUUAAGAAGCACAGCAAGCUGGUCGGCGAGCUGGCUGGGAGGAAACCGCUGGUGGAGCGCGUCAUCGGCCAGGGACGCGCUCUGAUGGAGGACAGGCAUCCGCAGGUCGACAAGAUAUCGUCUCUCUGCGAGUCGCUAUCCACCGCCUACGAAGAAGUAUCAGCGGCGGCCGAAGCCCGCGGCGCGCGUCUUGAAGCCGCGGCGCGCGCGCAACAGUUCGUGCACGACGCGGCUGAGUUGGAAGCCUGGAUGGCGGAUAAGGCUGCUGCAUUAGCUGAUGCUGACGUUGGCAGAGACAGGCAUAGAGCCACGCAGUUACUGACGAGACACAAGGCCGUAGAACUAGAACUAGACACAUACGCAGCCAUCGUCGCCGAGAUGGGUCGCGCGGCCGCGUCGAUGGCUGACGGAGAGGGCGAAGCGCUAGUCCAGAGGCACGAGCAGCUCGCCGCUAGUCUCCAGCGCUUGCAGCGGCUUGCGGCGCACCGGCAGCGAGCGCUGGUUGAGAGCGUAUGCAGACACGAGUACCUAGCAGAAAGCGCUGAGCUGGAGAGCUGGAUACAGGAGCAGUACACGGCUGCCUCCAGCGAAGACUACGGGCAGGACUACGAGCACUUGCUGAUCCUAAGGUCCAAGUUCGAGGAAUUACGCCUGCGCGUGGAAAGCGGUGCGGAACGGUUCAGCCAGUGCGAGGAGCUGGCCAAGAAGCUGUUAGCCACCGACAGUCCAUACAUCGCUGACAUCGAGCGCAGACAGGAGGCGCUGGGCGAGUCCUGGCAACGCCUAGUCGACCAAAUCCAAUCCCGCGGAGCGAAACUCCACGCCGCUGGCGAAAUACAUCGCUUCCAUCGCGACGUGGCUGACUUACUGGCCAGGGUCCACGACAAGAGGGCCCAGCUGUCCCAGGACUUGCCAGCGGGCGCUGCGGCGCUAAGGACUAGGGACAGCACUGAGAAUGACCUGCUGGCUAUUGAUGCUCAGAUGCAGGUGCUCCAAGAAGAAGGAUCUCGCCUGCAAAAGCUAUACCCAGGCAGCAACGUACAACAAAUCGCGUUGCAGCAGCAAGCAUUGGAAGACGCUUGGGCGGCGUUAAGAGCGGCCGCUGAUGAGAGGCGACGACAGCUGGAGAUGCAGGCUGAUCUGCACCAGUUUAGGGCACAGGUCCGCGACCUGACCUCCUGGUGUAGCAGCGUGGUGUCAUCGCUAGCGGCGAGCGGCGCCGGCGCCGGCGGCGUGCGUGACGCGGCCUCGGCUCAAGCGGCGCGCGCAGAGCACGACGCGCUCAGAGCUGAAUUAGAUGCACGCGACGACUCCUUCCGGGCUGCGCUUGAUCAUGGACAGAGGCUGUUGCAAGAGGGACACCCAGCUUCACAAGAGGUGGAAGCAAAAUGCACUCAACUGGUGGAAGCGCGAGCAGCGGCCGCGGGCGCGUGGGCGGCGCGACAGGUGGCGCUCGACCAGCUCAUCGACCUGCACUGCUUCUUGCGGGAUGCGGCUCAAUUGCAUGAAUUGUGCGCGGCUCAGGAGCAUGCGCUAGCUGUGGAGAUAUCUCCCGACUGCAGCGUGGAAGAAGUCGACAACCAGCUGAAGAAACACGAGGCGUUUGAGAAACUGAUCGCCACUCAGGAUGAGAAACUGGCAACCCUGAAUAGUCACGGAGACAAACUGCUACAACAGAACCACGUGGAAAGCCAGCGUAUUGCUGACGAGCUACAGAACAUUAACGAGAGGAGGACCAAGUUGCACGAGGCGUGCGCGGCUCGUCGCGGUCGUCUAGCACGACAGCGCGCGCGCGCACAGUUCGCGCGCGACGCCGCCGACACGCGCGCGUGGCUCGCCGACAAGCGCGCCAAGCUCACCGCCGACCAGCUGCAAGGCGAAGUCACAAGCCUCGAAGACAAGAUCAAGAAACUCCAGAAGCAUCAAGCCUUCACCGCGGAAUUAGCCGCGAACAAAGCGCGCCUGGCCGAGGUCGGCGCGCUGGCGGCGCAGCUGCGGCCUGAUUCGGAGGUCGAGCAGCAGCUGCAAGCGCUGGAGGAGCAGUGGAGGCAGCUGGAGGAGGCUACGGAGCAGAAGGGUCGUGGCUUGGAGGAAGCUCAAGACAUAUUGGAGUUCAACCAGCACCUGGACAAGAUUGAAGCCUGGAUCAGAGACAAGGAGAUGAUGGUGCAAGCUCACGAAUUAGGCCGCGACUACGAGCACUGCAGCGCGUUACUCCGCAAGCUGGAUGACCUGGACAGCGAUAUGAAGGUCGACGAUAAGCAUGUCAAGAGCAUAUGCGCACUCGCCGACAAGCUGCUACAACAGGGCCCGACGCAGCAAGCCACGAGCGUGGCAUCCCGGCGCGACGUGUUCCUAGCCAAGUGGCGAGCGCUGAGCGGCGCGCUGCAGCAGUACCGGGACAACCUCAACGCGGCGCUCGAGAUACACUCCUUCAACAGGGACGUAGAAGACACAGAAGAGCGUAUCGCCAAGAAGGCAGCGCUGUUCAGCAGCACUGAACGCGGGCGUGAGUUGUCGGCUGCAAGAGAGUUGCAGCGCCGCCAUAUUGCCAGGGCGGCCGAGACCAGAGCCGUGGGAGACAAGAUCAAGGCUUUGGAAGCUGAAGGAACUAAGCUGGCUGCAGAGCACCCGGACCGCGCGAAAGAGAUAGAAGACAGCCUGGAGAGCCUCCGCGAAGGAUGGGACAACCUGCAGAAGUUGGCGGACAAGCGCACCGCUCUGUUGGAGGAGGCCAUCGCAGAACACAAGUUCGAUGAGACUUUGAAGGAGCUGGAGCUGUGGGUGUCGGAGAGCAUCAAGCGCAUGGACAGCGCCGCGCCGCCCGAGAGCGUGCCUGACGCGGAGGCCGCCUUGGAGCUGCACCACGAGAGGAAGGCUGAGAUCGACGGGCGUCAGAAAGCCAUCCUGUCCCUCCAGAAGGAGGUGGAACAUGUUCCGGAGAAGAAGCAGCGCGUGGAACAUCUGUCCCGCACGCUGGACGGCGCCUGGCUGCAGCGCAAGCAGUACAUAACGCAGGCGCACCAGCUGCAACUGCUGAAGGAGCAGGCGCGGCAGACGGAAGACUGGCUCGCGGCUAAGGAAGCCUUCCUGAACAACAUCGACCUCGGAGAGAACAUCGACGCCGUAGAGACCCUGAUCCGCAAGCACGCGGAGUUCGCCAAACUGCUGGAUUCCCAGCUAGGCCGCGUGGACGAACUGGAGAAAUUCGCUCGAGGGAUGUUGCAAGACGACCACUAUGAUAGGGAGUAUAUUGAGAAGAGGCUGGCGGAGAUACUGGCGAGGAGGGACAAACUCAAGGAGUCCUGCCUAGCCCGCGGCGUGAAGCUGGAACAAUCAAGGCAACUGCACCAGUUCUCAAGGGACCUGCAGCACGAACGCGAGUGGAUCGCGCUGAAGAUGCAGCAGGCGGCUGAACAGAACUACAGAGACCUGUCAAACCUCCAAAGCAAGAUCCAGAAGCAAGCGGCCUUCGAAUCAGAACUGGCCGCCAACAAGGGCCGCAUCGACGACGUCGCAAACCACGGCGAAGAACUCAUCGAAGCGAACCACUACGCCGCUCAAGAAAUCACUGAGCAAGUGGAAGAACUGGAGAACCAAUGGAGAGAACUGCAGGCGGCCGUGAAACUCCGCCGUGAGCGGCUCCAACAAGCCUACCAGGCACGCGUGUACCUGCGUGGCCUGGACGACUUCACGGCCUGGCUCGACGACGUCGAGGCACAGCUGCUCAGCGAGGAUCACGGCAAGGACCUAGCGUCAGUGACAGCUCUCCUCAAGCGCCACACGCGCUUAGAACAGCAAGUGGGCAGCAAGAGCGAGACAGCUGCACAGCUCGCCGACACGGCCCGACAACUGGCCGACAGCGGACACUUCAUGGCCGACGAGAUACUGGACAAGGCCGACAGCGCUGUUAAGAGAUACCGGCAACUACAAGAGCCCAUGCAGAUCAGGCGUGACAAUUUAGAAGACGCUGCGUUGCUGCACCGCUGGGAAAGGGACGCCGACGAAGAACUCAAGUGGCUGAAGGAGCGCGAGGCGGCUGUGCUAUCGGAGGAAUACGGCAACGCCUUAGCCGAGUCGCAGGCGCUUCUCAAGAAACACCUCGCGCUGGAGGCAGAAAUUAUCGCCAGAGAAUCAACAGUGAAAGGCGUGUGCAACCGCGCGGCACAACUAUGUCGGCGCGGACACUUCGCGUCUCAAGCGCUUGACAACUCCUCCAAAGCGCUGCUGGCCGCGCUGCAGACGCUACUUCACGCUGCUGCUACCAGGACACAGAGGAUUAACGAAAGAUGCGAACUGCUGCAACUGACAUCAGAAAUAUCAGAAGCAGCUGCCUGGCUGGCUGAACGGCGAGGAGCUUUGGUCUCCCCAGACGUGGGUCGCGACGAGGAAUCUGUUUUGGCACUGGCCAGGCGACUGGACGCACUGCAAAGAGAACUACAGGCAUUUGACUCAAAUGUAUCGAAGCUGGAACGCGGCGCAGCUGCCUUAGCGACCCGCGAGCCAUCCGACCGGGCGUUGGUAGAAGAGCGCCUGUCCGAGCUGAAGGCCAGCUAUGAAGAAAUGAAGCUGCUGUCAGCCAAGCGGCAGCAGCGCUUGCAGCAGAGCUUGAAAUACUUCAAGUUCGUCCAAGAGUGCGAGGAAGUCCAGGAAUGGAUCAGCGAGCAGAUGUCUGCGGCCGCCAGCGAGGAGUACGGGCUGGAUGUAGAACAUGUGGAGACUCUGCAGCAGGCCUUCGACAACUUCCUCGCGCAACUGCACGCCAACGAAGGCCGCAUAGAGGCGGUGUGUGAGAGUGGCAACGCCCUUUUGGAAGAAAACGCGCCUGAAGCAGACAAGGUCAAGCAACGCGUGGAGGAUACAAGAGGACUAUGGGAGGACUUGAAGGAACUGGCACUCGCUAGGCAGGAGGCCCUAGCAGGCGCUCGCCAAGUCCACGAGUUCGACCGCUCCGCAGACGAGACGGCAGCCUGGGUGGCGGAGAAGGAAGCAUUGUUGCCAGACGCAGGCGCGCGGUCACGGACUGAACUGCACGCGCAGAAGCGACGUCUUACUGCACUGCACGCUGAUUUGGACGCUAUACGGGCGAGACAUGCUGGACUGAAGGAAGAGGCUGCUAGACUGGGCACAGCAUUCCCCGACGCCAAGGAGCACGUGACAGCCAAGCUAGAAGACGUUUCGGAAGCGCUAGAGGCGCUUGCAGCGAGAGCAGACCACGCGGGCACACAGGUCGAGCUGGCGGAACAACUGCAGGCUUACUUCGGGACCUACCAGGAACUGCUUGCGUGGACCAACGAGAUGAUCGCGCGCGUGACGGCCGCGGAACUGGCGCGCGACGUGGCCGGAGCGGAGAGACUGCUGGCGAGGCACAAGGACAUGCGAGCGGAGAUCGACGCCAAAGAGGAUGACUUCCAGAGGCACUACCACGAUGGCGAGAAACUAAUCCACGACGGCCACUUCAUGUCGGCGGAGAUCGAGGAACGAAUGAGCGUCCUACGCAGCCGCCGCGCGCAGUUAGAAGCCGCCUGGGAACGACGCAGCACCGUCUACGCACAGCAUUUGGACGCAUUGCUGUUCAGACGGGAUGCCGACGCUCUGAGUGGCUGGAUAGAGAGCAGGGUGCCACUAGUCCGCGACGGCAAGUACGGCGAGAGCGUGGCGCAGGUGGAGGAGCUUAUCAGCCGCCACCGCGACCUGGAAGAAACCAUCGAGUCGCAGCGGGACAAGUUUAACGCGCUCAAACGUAUCACGCUGGUGGAGCAAGCCUUCGCAGCGAUGCGCGACGAGGAAGAAGCGGCCAGACGACGCUCGGCAGAAAGGCAGGAGGCUGAAAGGAUGCAGCAGUACAGACGCCGCGAGCUACAGAGGAUCGCUGAGGAGAGAAGACAGGAGGCCACGCCGCCUGCACAGCCGCCUAGAGAGGUGGAGCGCGUGCUGGGCCAGUCUACGGAGACCUUGGAAGAAGCGUCGCCGGCCACGUUAGAACGCCUGCCCAAGCACGACGCAGCCGUCAAGCGAGCCGAGAGCAUGAGUGUGGUGAAGACUCCCAAGCGAACGCCGUCGUUUACAACGCGGCGUCGCACACAAAGCUUCCGCCGCCACCGCCGGCCUGAGGAGCUGCCGCCGGUUGAGAUCGAAGGUUUCUUGGAGCGCAAGCAAGAGGCCGGUUGCGGCGGCAAGCGAGCCACCGUCAGAUCCUGGCGUGGUUACUACUCGGUGCUGUGUGGACAAUUACUGUGCUUCUUCAGGGAUGAACUGGACUUCGCGAGUUCUAAGGCCGCCGCCCCUCCCGUGGCUAUACUUAACGCCACCUGUUCACCGGCUGGCGAUUACACAAAACGCGCGCACGUAUUCCGUCUGGCCUGCGCGGACGGCGCCGAGUAUCUCUUUGCGGCUGCCACCCGCGACCUGAUGAGAGACUGGGUGGCCAAGCUCGCCUUCCAUGCUCAACUACCGCCGGAGUUGCAGCUGACUCCGUACUCGCCUAAUACAAGUCCUCAGGAUGAGAAUAAUGUGGAAUUGAGGAAGAGGCUGCAAAAGAAUGCCGGCUCUUCGUCAUCAUCAGCGGCGUCGUCUCCCGAACCAGCGAGGCAGUCUCGCUCGCAGGCCGAGAUUCUUCAACAACACCGCUCGCAACAACGCUCCUCCGCCACGCCAGAACGGAGCGAGAGAAAUAUUGAAUCGACGGUGCUGCCAUCAUUGCCGCCUCGGCAGCCCCCGCAAGAUGACGGAGCCGAUAUAGUUUUGAGAAAUUCUGAACAAACCAGCUCGUGGGGUAGAUCACGGUUUUCAAACGGGCGCGACAUCAACGCAGAGUUCAUAAAAUCACAGAAAGAAGCAAAUCUCAAAAUAGAAGGCGCUCCACCGCUACCUCUAUCGGGCCCACCUGAUCGCGCGAACGUUCCCGAGCGCGCGCCGAAUCUGCCCGAACGCGCGCCGAACAUACCCGAGCGGGGACCGACAGUACCCGAGCGAGGUCCGAUGUUACCCGAGCGAGGACCGAUGCUACCCGAGCGUGGGCCGAUGAUACCCGAGCGAGGGCCGAUGAUAGCCGAGAGGACUCACGACAGAAACCCAGAAAAGCAAUCCGUGCACGCUCUAGUGAAUAGUUAUCAGCAAAGAAUGACGGGCAGCUAUCAAGGCCCCCCUCGGGAUGUGAACCGCAACUCAUCGUGGUCGCUGGAGCGCCAGAACAACAACUGGCAGAGCGUUGAGACGACGUCGCAUUUCUACACGGCCAGCGAGCUCGCAUACGGUGGGAACAGCAGCACACGCCCGGCUUCCGUCGCCGGCAGCGGAGGAUCGCCCGCGCUUGACCAGAGACCCGCUUCUAGGUCAUCCGGUGAAUCCGAAUUGUCGGUGAGCGGCGUCACAAAAGAAAAGAAAGACAAAAAGGGCGUCUUCGGAGGCCUGUUCAGCAGGAAGAAGCGGCCUCAGAGCCACAUGUAGGCCUCUACGCGUAGACUAGUCAAGAGCAGUUACAACAAUACGAAAAGGUGAAUAGGUAUGUUUCAUCAAGCUUGAAUUAAUAAUAAAAAUAUUCUCUAUUUUCAACUAAAGCCUGGUCCGUGAGCACGUAGAAUUUUGUCCAAUGAC